Messenger RNA from Eurytemora carolleeae, 2535 nucleotides. RefSeq lists its product as uncharacterized. The transcript has 27 exons. Gene Ontology annotation, molecular function: cysteine-type endopeptidase activity. The record is from RefSeq and is a predicted model, not a curated record. Lineage: Eukaryota; Metazoa; Arthropoda; Copepoda; Calanoida; Temoridae. The coding region runs from base 128 to 1666 and encodes 512 amino acids. Gene Ontology annotation, biological process: proteolysis.
UCUAAGAGGGGGUCAAAAAUGUUGAAAACCUAGCUUUCACUGUCAUCUUACUUACUCAGUACUCAGUACUCACUUGCACUUCAGUUAGGACAGAGUAAUCAGUGAAUCUGGAACGCAAGAAGAAAAUAUGUUGCUUUCUUUUUUACGGGAUGAAGAUCGAGGGGAAUCUAAAUCUUCAGUCAAACAAAUAUCUAGAAACAAAAAGGAAAAUGAUGUACCAAGAUUGAGUUUGAGUAAACAAUUUUCAGAACUAUCAAUAGAUUCUCAAAGAUCUCGCGGAGGAAUUCAGGCUGAAUUCGAGACUUUUGAUAAACAACGAAAAGCAAUCAUGACUGAGGAUUUAUACUAUCAGAUGCAGAGGGCUAGAGUAGGAACUGCUGUUAUCAUUAAUAAUCUUGAUACAGAGCAAUCUCCGACUAAACAUGAUGUAGAAGUUAUGGCUAACGUACUGGCAGAUAUAGGGUUUAAUGUCGAAAUUUAUAAGGAUUUAACCAGCCAAGGGAUGAACACUGUAAAGCGAAAAAUAACAACUGAAUCAAUGCAUAGGGACUCAAACUGUUUUCUUUUACUUCUUAUUAGUCAUGGAACUGCGGACAACUUUUUGUUAGAUAAGAACUUGGUCGGUAAACCAAAGCUGUUUUUCAUAGAAGCUUGCAGAGGGAAGGAGCAGAACCAAGGAAUGGUUCUCAUGUCUAAGUCGAGUGCGCCUAAACCUGCACCAGCUGGAAUUACCCUACCCAGUAAGCAGGAUGUGUUUGUUGGAUUUGCAACUGUUCCUGGAUAUGUGUCUCUUACCGCAUCAGGAGGUUCACCCUAUCUUCAGACCUUGGCCAAUGAACUGUCUCAGCAUGCUUUAAGCAAAGAUCUGUCCGAUAUACAUCUUCUCGUAAAGCGGAAAUUAGCAGGAAUGAAGUUGGGACCUGAGGGGGUGACGCAAGGUGCUGAGGAGCGAUCAAGUCUACUUAGUAAAUUGAUGUUCUCGAAAUACAAUGGAAAAUAUAAGGGAUCUAUAACCGAUGGAGGUAAAUCUUGGUCAUGGUUUUCACGAUCUCCAGCAGAACUUUUCAGAUCAUCAUCAUCAUCCAGACUAGACUCUUCACAAGGUUUGAGUAGUAGAUCAUCCUCCCCAGCAUCAAGAGUGGAUAUUUCUAAGGAAGUCGGCUCUCAUGCUCUGACUAGAGGAAAAGCUAAUUUAUCCAAGGAUAAAACCAGACCUAGCAGUGAAAUAUUUACUCAACAAACCAAUAUCACUCAGGACCGUCCUAGAUCCAUUUUCUUCUCACCUGGAUUAUCACCCACAUCUGUGUCAAGAUCAUCCUCUUCUCCUUCUGCAGUUGCUGCAUCAGCUCAUCGCAGUUUUGAGAGUUCUCUUAGAACUGAAACAGCUUGUACAAAGAGUACUAAUGUUUACACUAUAGAGGUCAACAGUACAGAUAUAGAGGCUGGGUUGAACUUGUUGUUAAACAAGGUUAAGGAGGUUUAUGGAGGUGAAGGAAAAAUCAAAAUCAAGAAAAAAAACAAGGACAAAAUGUUUUCAUUCAAGUAUAAAGGCCCAGAAAGAGCUGCAAACCUGCUAGAAACAGCUCUUCAGAAAGUCAAGGAACUUCAAGAUAAGGGUCCACUGUGGAGAUUCACCCAAACACUGGAAGUCACAACACUAAAAUAAAAGUGUAAACUUAUCUUUAAUAUUCAUGCAAAUAUCUGCAGAUAAAUUGCUUUUAAUUUCCCAGUUCCUUUCUUUUGAUUAUGAUAUUACAAGAGAAUUCAAAAUUUACUGUAUGAAAAAAAGAAUCGGGUUUUAUCAAAGCUCUGAGAACGUUAAUUAUAGAAAAAAAUUAUUAUGAAUAGAGUAAAAUGUCAUUCAUUGAUUAAAUUGUGCUCUGGUUUCUAGAAAUAAGCUUGAUUCUUUUAACCAUCUAAAUUUAGUACAAACCUGAACUUAUUCUAAAUCAAAAAUAUUGUUUAUUUAAAAAUGUAAUUGUAUGAAAUAUACGAAAUAUUGUACUGUAAGCUGAGAAUUUUAAAAAUAGAUUUUUUUCGCUUUCUUAACUUUUGUUUUAAUCAGUGAAUUCUUUAGCAUCUCUAUUCAUUAAUUAAGGGACUUCUGAUGAUAAUAAAAAAGGAAAAAUUUAUAUGAAAUGUUUUUUCCUAAGAUUUGGGAAAUCCAACAGAUCCCAUGGAAAGGAAAAGUAUAAAAUUUAAACUUCGAAUUUUUUAUUUAGUAUAUAAUUUAUUUUUGCGAUAAAAGAAUUUCGUAUCGAAUUUUAAAGAGUCUGGUCAAAAUGAAACCAAUUAAUUUUUUACAUAAAUUGUCAGACAUGUCAUUUCAGAGGACAUCAUUUCAUGUGAUUUUGAAAAAUGAAAUAGUGAGUAAAAAUACUUAAACUUACUAAAGAUUGAAUACAAGUAUUAAUUAUAAUUUUUGCAGAAGUGUACACGUACAAAUUUAAUUCUGUAAGGACAGCUUAAGCAAGUAGGAUUCAAAAAUUCUUACUUAUUUGUAUUUUAUAACAAUAAAAAUUUUUAUGUUAUUUC